Pteronotus mesoamericanus is the source of this 1980-nucleotide messenger RNA. RefSeq names its product lamin tail domain containing 2 (gene LMNTD2). The transcript has 13 exons. The coding region runs from base 1 to 1980 and encodes 659 amino acids. The record is from RefSeq and is a predicted model, not a curated record. Gene Ontology annotation, molecular function: structural constituent of chromatin. Gene Ontology annotation, cellular component: lamin filament. Lineage: Eukaryota; Metazoa; Chordata; Mammalia; Chiroptera; Mormoopidae.
AUGGCUCAGGAGCCCUGCCGGGAGGCUGGACAAGCCAAGGGAGGGGCUCUCUCUUCUCCGGUGGAUGAAGAGCUGGGCAGCAGCCACCUGAGUCCUCCAGCUGGCACACCGGCCGGCCGGGUGGGCCCCGAAUGCCUCAAGGACACCAGGGCCAGCUCCCCACGAGGGGACCUGCAGUCGGCCGCCGAGUCCCUGGACCCGCGCACCCUGCGGCUGCUGCUGGGGCAGCGGGAGCUGGAGAUCCGGGCUCUGCGGUGCGCCCUCCAGAAGGGGCGGGAUGCCCGGCACUGCCGCAUCCUGCAGGAGGUGGCGGGGGUUCCGCUCCAGAGGAGCACUCGCAGCCUGGACAGGCUCCUGCUGACCCAGGUGCAGAAGUUGACUCUGGAGCUGAAAGAGCAGAAAAAACAGGCUCAGCUGGAGAAGGAACGCCUGGAGGAGGAGCUGCUGCGGACCCAGGCCGCGCUGCAGCAGCGGGAAGCUGAGCUGCACGCACUGCAGAGGUCCUGCCUGCGGCAGCUGGCCUGCUCCUCCUGGGUGGGCCGCAUGCUCAGGUCGUCCACGGGCAGCGUGGAGGUGGUGCCCACGGAGGCCCUGAUAGACCCCAGCGACUCCUCUGAGAACGAGGGAGGCACCCCUGCUCAGGAGGGUUUCCGGCUAGAGGACGUGGACUGGAACACCAUCGCCCACCGGUACCCCAACCUCUUCGCCAACAUCAAGCCGAGCUCGGAUUACAGGCACCCCUGGCCCCGGACGCCCCCGCAGCCGCCCGCGGGCUCGCCGCCUGACCAGUGUGGCCCGGAGCUGUGCAGGAGACGGCACCGUCUCAGGAGCGUGGAGUGGAGCUCCCCGCCCUUUGGGGGCCCCGACAACUCCAGGGGCGCCAACUCUGACUCUAGCAGCCGCCAGCUGGACGAGUGUUGGGGCGUGCAGGUGACAGGGAACCCGCCCCGGUCGCCAGGCCACAUUUCUUUCCAGAACAUAGUGGCACCGGCCAGGAGCUUCAGCAGGGACUCAAAGGCAGAGCCUGAAGGCCCUCCAGAACAGGAGAUCUCUCUGGAUCUCGGGGAAGCCCACUCAGACCGGCCGGGUGAGGCAGCAAAUGCCGCCCUCUGGCCUCCCGCGCACCCCUGGAGUCCCAGCAAGACAGGCUCCUGCCUGAAGAUCGUGGCCGUGAAUCAUCACGAGGGGUUCGUCUGCAUCUUCAACGAGUCCACGGAGGAGACAGUCAAUCUGGGCGGCUUCGUGCUGCAGCAGUUUCUGCGCGACAUCCCCGUGUGCAUGUACCGCUUCCCGCCCGACACGCUGCUGGAGCCGCGGCACCACAUCACGGUAUGGGGCGAGGGGCCUGGCGGCACCAAGAAGCAGCUGCCCUCGUCCGAGGACCGGAAGCCUGCCCACUUCCACCCCAGCCCGAGCAUCGUGACACUUCUCCUGAGCCCCAAGGGCGAGAUUUUCAGCAAGUACCAGGCCCCGCACUGCGCUGUCCCCGUUUCGAGGAUCUUCGACGACAACACCGACCUGUCCAUCGACAGCUUCCCGCUUUCAGAGACCCAGCCCAGGGCCGACGCUCGCAAGCAGCGGCGCCCGUCCCGACCCCCACGCAACGGUCGGGGGCGGGAGGGGGUGUCUGUGCCGCUGGAGCGCGCGGAGGCCGACGACGCGGGGAAGCUCCUGCCCGCCGUCCCCAGUGAGCGUGCGUGGGAGGCCGGCAGGGAGGGGAGGCCGGCCCGACACCUGCCAUCACUGUCCCACGCAGAGGGCGCUCUGGGCCUCGUGGACUGCCGGGCUAGGAGGGAGCCCCGGAUCCGGGUGUGUCGGAAGAGCGUGGACCGGGGCUGCCCGCUGGUGGCGCUGUCGGUGCAGAGCAUGGCCGAGAGCAGGUUCGGUUUCCGCUUCGGCGGCUGCCCUCCCAUCGCCGCGGACACCGACGGGUGUAGGCCGGGCAGUACCGGCGUCUGCACUCGCCGGCCGGCUGCGUGA